Grammomys surdaster is the source of this 681-nucleotide messenger RNA. It is a transcript of the gene Fndc9, whose product is annotated as fibronectin type III domain containing 9. The record is from RefSeq and is a predicted model, not a curated record. Gene Ontology annotation, molecular function: protein binding. The transcript has a single exon. NCBI's taxonomy places the organism in Eukaryota, Metazoa, Chordata, Mammalia, Rodentia, Muridae. Bases 1 to 681 code for a protein of 226 amino acids.
AUGAACAUUGAGGUUGGGAACGUGUCUUAUACAGGAGCCAUCAUCUCCUGGUCCUCCUCGGAGCCCUGCUUGGAGGACUAUUACCGUAUUAUGUACAGGCCCAACUGGAACAGCAUCUUCUCCGGCUAUCUGCGCUAUAGCUUCCAUCACGAGGAGAAGGUGCCUCGAACCAUCACUUCUGUGGCAUUGGAACACCUCGCUCCCUCCACUCUCUACUUCCUCUGCAUCAGCUGCAAGAAGGCUGCCUUCCCGUACAGUCACUACUGUACCAUGUUCCACACCCUGGAUAAGAGUCCGCUGGCUGCCAGGGGCUCCCUGGUGGACCCUCAAAUUUCUCUUUGGGUGCUGAUGGCCAUCCUGCUGGCCUGCUUCACUGCUGUGCUGGCCUUCAUCUGCCUCCAGUUCUGGUGCAUCCGUUGUCAUGAACCUCGGUGGUCUUACAGAGCUGGCCACAUGGAGGAAGCCAAUGGGUUGGUAAGAUGGCCCGAGGAAACCCCAGCUUUUGAUCAGAGGGAAGAAGACCUGCAGGGGUUCCCCCUGGAAGAACUGCCACGCAAGAACUCUGGGGCCAGAGCCGAAGCUGAACCAGAAGCUGAAGCCAGCCAAGAUGUCUUAGAUGUGGUGGCCUUAGCUAGAGAGGUUGGUGACCAACCAGCCAUACUGCCUCACUAUAGGGAGUGA